AAUCCUCGUUCCUUUCCGUCAAUUUCCGGUCUUUUCCGUCAAUUUCCGGUCUUUUCCGUCAAUCAUCGGUCUUUUCCGUCAAUUUCCGGUCUUUUCCGUCAAUUUCCGGUCUUUUCCGUCAAUCAUCGGUCUUUUCCGUCAAUUUCCGGUCUUUUCCGUCAAUUUCCGGUCUUUUCCGUCAAUCAUCGGUCUUUUCCGUCAAUUUCCGGUCUUUUCCGUCAAUUUCCGGUCUUUUCCGUCAAUUUCCGGCCUUUUCCGUCAAUUUCCGGCCUUUUCCGUCAAUUUCCGGCCUUUUCCGUCAGUUUACGGUCUUUUCCGUCAAUAUCCGGUACUUUCCGUCAAUUUUUGGUGUUUUCCGUCAAUCUUCGGUCCUUUCCGUCAAUCUCCGUCCCCGUCCCAGUCGCUCCCCGGUCUCUCCGGUCCCCCGGCGCCAUGGCCGGGGAUCGCCGCUCUCCGCCCGGUCCGUGCUGCCCCGGGCAGGGGGCGAUGACCGAUCCUUGCUGCUCGGGGCCGGUGGCCGUGCCCAGCGUACACCAGAGCCUGGCCGAGAUGGACUUCGAGCGGGGGAUCUGGGCGGCCGCGCGGGACGGGGACGAGCCGCGGGUACUGCGGCUGCUGGAGCGGCGCGGGGACCCCGGAGAGCCCGACCGGGCGGGGUACACGGCACUGCACUACGCCAGCCGGAACGGGCACCUGGGGGUGUGCCGGGUGCUGCUGGAGCGGGGAGCUCCCUGCGACGCCCGGACCCCCGGUGGGGCCACCCCUCUGCACCGCGCCUGCUACUGCGGCCACCUCGCCGUGAGCCGCCUCCUGCUCCAGCACGGGGCCGACCCCGCGGCCACCGACGGCGACGGGCGGACCCCCCUACACAAGGCAGCUGAGCAGGGGCACCGUGAGCUCUGUGCACUCCUCCUGCGCCUCUGCCCGGCUCUGGCCACACUCCAGGAUUCCAGGGGCCGCAUCCCGCGGGAUGGGGCCCACCCGGACGUGCAGGACCUGCUGGACACUUGAGGGGACACGGGACACCCGGAGCCACCCCAGUGGGACCUCCAGAGGCGUCUCCAAUGCACAAACACAGCCUGCGGCACCGACUCUGUCCCCUUGUCACCUGUGCCAGAGGUCAGGGUGUGUGUGGGGGGUCACACCAGGAGGGAGGUGCAGAUCCCCCUCCUACCUUCCAGGGACUUUGUUUCCUAAAAAACCCACUAAAAAUGUGGAAAACA
Messenger RNA from Corapipo altera (White-ruffed manakin), 1223 nucleotides. RefSeq names its product ankyrin repeat domain 39 (gene ANKRD39). The coding region runs from base 433 to 1011 and encodes 192 amino acids. NCBI's taxonomy places the organism in Eukaryota, Metazoa, Chordata, Aves, Passeriformes, Pipridae. The record is from RefSeq and is a predicted model, not a curated record. The transcript is spliced from 5 exons. Gene Ontology annotation, molecular function: protein binding.